UGUUACCAUCCGGUUAUGGUCUAAGCGAAAAUAGUUGAAGCAAUGGUUUGCGCCGAUGACUAAAUGCGCCUGUGCACACACGUCGAUGUGUUUCAGCUGGGUUAUCAAAGUGCCUGAGUUCACGUAGCUCGAGUUUACCAUAGUAUUUCUUCAUGAACUCCACAGAAAACUGCAAUGGACUGUACUAUUAAGGAAGCCUUAUCGGUGGUGAGUGAAGACCAGUCCAUAUUCGAGUCACCCUUCAGUGGGCCUCAGGCCAUGCAUAUGAAGGAAGAGAUCGGCUCACCUGCAGUGUUCAGACAGGGUUCUGAAGAAAGCUCCGAACCUACCGAGCCGGACUGGACCGGAUCGACCACACAGAAUGCUGCAAAAAGAGCAGAACACAUCAACGGAACCAGUCGUGAGUCCCCGGUGGACUGCAGUGUGACAAGAAGGACCCGACACAUGAGCAACAGCGAUGGGGGGCAGCUGGCCUAUCAGGCCUCGUACACUGAGCCACGGAGCAGCCCACAGUCCACCACGCCGCCUAGCACCACCACCAUCACCACAGAGGAGAAGAGGGUCAUUGUACCGGCAGACCCAGAGGUUUGGACACAAGACCAUGUACGGCAAUGGGUGGACUGGGCCAUAAAGGAAUACGGGCUGUCAGAUGUGGACGUGUCCCUCUUCCAGACACUGGAUGGAAAAUCGCUCUGCAAAAUGACCAAAGAGGACAUGAUGCGUGUCACUUCCGCUUACAACACAGACAUCCUGCUUUCCCACCUAAACUACCUCCGGGAGAGUAGCCCCACCUUUUCCUACCCCACAACCCCAACCAAUACACAACCACAACCCAGAAUACAAGUGAAAGCUGAAAACAGCUUUGAGGAGAUCAGCAGAAGGAACAGUUGGUCCUCAAGUCAAUUGCCAGCUGUCCCAAAAGGUUCUCCAAUUGACCAUCAGCACAAUAACAGAGUUACAGAGCCUCCACCAAGACCUGCGCAAGACCCCUACCAAGCGUUAGGCCCUAUCAGCAGCCGCCUUGCAAAUCCAGAAACGAAACCAUUCAACACCAAGAAACGAUCGUCCAAACAAAAUUCUUACAACCUGCCCAUCACCAGCUCUGACAGGACCGUGGGCUCUGGUCAGAUCCAACUGUGGCAGUUCUUGCUGGAGCUUUUGUCUGACAGCAAUAACGCUGGCAUCAUUACCUGGGAGGGAACCAACGGUGAAUUCAAGAUGACCGACCCAGAUGAGGUGGCCAAGCGCUGGGGGGAGAGGAAAAGCAAGCCUAACAUGAACUACGACAAGCUCAGUCGUGCCCUUCGCUACUACUACGACAAAAACAUCAUGACCAAGGUGCACGGAAAGCGCUACGCAUACAAAUUCGAUUUCCAAGGCAUUUCCAAUGCUCACCAAAACCAUCCUCCAGAUGGUGGCAUGCUCAAAUACCAGGGAGAAGUUCCCUAUGUGCAGACCUAUCAAAGUCACCAGCCCAAAAUGAACUUCAUGAGCACCCAUACAACCCAUAUGCCCGUUUCGUCAGGGAAUUUCUUUGGGCCUUCCAGCACCUGUUGGAAUUCUACGACAGGGGUGAUGUAUCCAAGCUCACCCAUGCCACGGCAUCCCAGCACGCAUGCUCAUUUGAACAUGUAUUACUAAACAGUGGAAGACUUGGCGAUCACAAAGCCUUAAAGCAGAGCGUAUGGCAUUCAUAGCCACGUUUCUGGGGUUUAUGAGGUUGCCAAAGCAUAUCGAUGGUUUCUUAAAAAGUGUUUGAUGGUUUUAGUAAAAAAAAUCAACCAAACUUGGGGGAUUUAUAUCCAAUGCGAGAUGUAGUCAUUCAAAUUUCUUGUAGCAUUCUCCAUCUAGUGGCAUUUUUGUACAGUAUAUAUUCAUACCAAAGAGCUGUACUUCAGGGCUAAAUUGUAAAUAUGUCUUGCAUGUUACAUAUAAGGCUUUUGCAAAAAAAACAAAAAUUAAUGAAUUCAUAUCCAAUUUUCACAUGUAAUAUGACUUUUGUAUGCAUUUUCUUUGUACAGAUGUUUUAACCAAAUAACAUUACUCACAUAAGUGUAACAUUAUGUAUUUCACACCAAUAAAAACAUGUAGCUCACUAAAUGCGUUUUUG
This is a messenger RNA of Triplophysa dalaica, 2110 nucleotides long. It is a transcript of the gene fli1rs, whose product is annotated as Fli-1 proto-oncogene, ETS transcription factor-related sequence. Gene Ontology annotation, cellular component: nucleus. Gene Ontology annotation, molecular function: sequence-specific DNA binding; DNA-binding transcription factor activity, RNA polymerase II-specific. The coding region runs from base 175 to 1641 and encodes 488 amino acids. Gene Ontology annotation, biological process: cell differentiation; regulation of transcription by RNA polymerase II. NCBI's taxonomy places the organism in Eukaryota, Metazoa, Chordata, Actinopteri, Cypriniformes, Nemacheilidae. The transcript has 10 exons. The record is from RefSeq and is a predicted model, not a curated record.